Drosophila grimshawi is the source of this 2421-nucleotide messenger RNA. RefSeq names its product WD and tetratricopeptide repeats protein 1 (gene adp). Gene Ontology annotation, cellular component: Cul4-RING E3 ubiquitin ligase complex; cytoplasm. The transcript is spliced from 3 exons. Bases 183 to 2135 code for a protein of 650 amino acids. Lineage: Eukaryota; Metazoa; Arthropoda; Insecta; Diptera; Drosophilidae. The record is from RefSeq and is a predicted model, not a curated record. Gene Ontology annotation, molecular function: protein binding. Gene Ontology annotation, biological process: negative regulation of fatty acid biosynthetic process.
AAUUAUGUCAAAUUAUUCAUAUAGUUUGGCUAUAAAUUCCCAAUACCAGCCGAUUGAAACGUGUGGGGGCCACGCAUAACAACAUCAAAAUAGAGAAAGAAAAAAAAAAACAAAACACAGCAGGCAAGGCGAAUCCGGAAAGAGGGGGCAACUGCAAGCGAAGACGAACGGCAAAAAAGAUAAUGUCGAGCGAUGAACUGUCGUGGCGCACCAAAUAUUCGAGUUCGCGUUAUCAACGCCACGAAAGCGCCGAGCAGCGGACGCCCUUGAAUGCCAGCUCGUUGCACUGGCAGCGUCAACAGUUCGGCAGCGAUGUGGACGAGCAGCUGCGACGCCGGCUGCAUGCCUCGCCCGCCUACAUAGAUCGACUCGAGCAGGAGACAGUCCUCGCCGGCCACGAGGGCUGUGUCAAUUGUUUGGAGUGGACAAGCGACGGCCUGUUGUUGGCCUCCGGCUCGGAUGAUUAUAAGGUGAUGAUAUGGGAUCCGUUUCGGAAGCAACGCGUCCACACGAUCAACACGAAACAUUUGGGAAACAUAUUCUCGGUGAAGUUUUUGCCGCGACACAACAACAACAUUGUGGCCACCUGUGGCGCCGACAAAUAUAUCUAUGUCCAUGACAUCAAUCAUGGCAACGAAACGAUAUUCAGCUGCAAUUGUCACACGAUGCGCGCCAAGCGACUGGCCACUGCACCAGAUUCACCGCACAUCUUCUGGUCCGCCGGCGAGGAUGGCACCAUACUCCAAUUGGAUAUGCGUGAGGCGCAUCGAUGUCGUGGCUCCGACGAGCAGCCGCAAUCGACUUGUGGCGUUCGGUUGCUCAGCCUGUGCACGCAGGUCGAAUCGACAACGGAGGCCAAAUGCUUGGCGAUUAAUCCCCGGCGAACUGAAUAUCUUGCAGUGGGUGCCACUGAUCCCUAUGCGCGUGUUUUUGAUCGCCGCAUGCUGCCAGGCGAAGCCAGCAGCUGUGUCUCCUACUAUGCACCCGGCCAGAUUGUGAAGAACAUCAGUCGCAACAUUGUCCACGAAUCCCGAACCGUCACUUAUUUGACUUUCAAUAGCUACAACUCAACGGAGCUGCUGGUGAAUAUGGGCUGCGAGCAUAUCUAUCGCUAUGAUAUACACAAUGCCACUGCGCCCAUAUUCUAUGACCUGCCCGAGUACACAGCAACGCCUACCCAGACGGAGGCGGAGCAGCAGGAUGAGCAUACAGAAUCCAAGAGUCCAGAAGUGCGAACGUCCAAGAAGGAACUAAAGCGUCGACCGCUACCCACGAGCAUUGAGCAGCACAAGAAGCAGGGCAACGAGCAUCUCGAAAAUGGCAAAUUGCUGGCGGCAAUUGAUGCAUAUUCCGCAGCACUGGCGGAAUAUCCACAAGGUGAAGUUCUUUAUUUGAAUCGGGCAACGGCGUUGAUGCGUCGCGGCUGGUUUGGCGAUAUAUAUGCGGCGUUGCGUGAUUGCCAUGAGGCGCUGCGUCUGGAUCCGACCUAUGUGAAGGCGCACUUUCGGCUGGCGCGUGCAUUGCUGGAGCUGCAUCGGCCGCAGGAGGCGCACAAGUGCCUGCAGGAGCUGAUACAGCGAUUUCCCAGCUUCGCUAACAAUCACGGUGUGCUCAUGCUACACAAGGACAUCCACGAAUCGCACGAAACUGCUGGUCACAUGUCCGAUCAUGAACCGGUGAUGAUUGAGAACGGAUUUCGAUAUCUCCGGCUCACGGACGAUGAGUAUGCGCUGCGCCGUGCUGCAAAGGAUUAUAAGCAGCGCUAUGUCGGACAUUGCAACAUCACAACGGACAUCAAGGAGGCCAACUAUUUGGGCUUCUACGGCGAGUUCAUUGUAGCCGGCUCCGAUGAUGGCAAUUUCUACAUCUGGGAAGGUGAAACGGGCAAAAUUCGUGCCGUGUAUCGGGCCGACAGUGCCAUUGUGAAUUGUGUGCAAUCCCAUCCAAAUAUAUGCAUGUUGGCCACCAGUGGCAUUGAUCACGAUAUCAAAAUCUGGUCACCGUGCGCUCCCAGCGCCGCGGAGCGACCCAAUAUCAUUGUGGAUGUGGCACGUUAUGUGGAGGAUAAUCAGGAGAAAAUGCGCACAGAUCCCUUCGAAGCGAAUACGCGCAAUGCGUAUUGUUUUAAUAAUUAAAUGUGUCACACACACAGACACACACACCGCUAGUAUAAUGUCGAACUCUAGUUUUAAAUUGGAAUUGUAAUUGUAAUUGGAAUUUGCAAUACAAUUCAAGCAAUAAUAGGACACUUCUCCCAAUCACUUCUGCUAACGAAUCUUGCAGCAUUAAUAUAAUAUAUAUAUAUUUAUAUAUAUAUAUAGAGUUUAUAUAAAGCUAAUAGUGUAAUUCGCAAUAAGCGCCAUCAAUUUUGUUAAAUUGUCAAAGAAACCUAAUUAUUAAGCACAUCAUAUGGAUAUGUUA